AUGGUUAUGAACGAAAAAGAACGUGCGCUAUCAUUGCUGCAUCGUCGUUGGAUUGAUGAAGUUAUUGACCAUGGAUCAUUAUUCGUAAUGAUUAUUAUUUAUGUAGAUUACGCAUGUGAUGAUGCCUAUGGGAGAAGUAUACCUAUUUCUCCUAUUUCUCAACAAAAUCUUUCUUAUGCUCAAUAUGGACAAGUGCAGAGUCACGAAAGUGUUAAUAUAACACAGCCAAGCAGCUAUGAAACUAAUAUUAGAAUUAACGAUUCUGAAAAACACCUCUCUUCAGCUUCUUUUAAUAAUACUGGAAGUAUAAAUGAGAAAGGACAAUUUCAGGAGCCUCCUACACCAACAACUCAACAUGGAAAUUAUACAAAUGAUGGACUUACAGACAGUGAUGAGGACUUAGCUAAACGUUUGUAUCGUGAAGAAUCUGAAAAUUAUCAUGGGCAUAAUACGGUCGCAGGAAGUCAAACCGGUGGAAUGUAUAGUCCUAAAGGAGAGGCUGCAUCUUACUACGCAAAUGUGAAUGAGCCAGGACAAAGAGUCUCUGGAGCACAAAUUCAAGGAACUACAGAAAACACCAAAAAACAUCCAAAACCAGCCAGCGCAUAUGAUGAUCCUAAAAUACAAGUACAGUUGGAAAAGCGACCAAGAUGGAGACCAUAUUUUACAUGGGUUGUUACUACUGUUCAUUUAGCAAUGUUUAUUUACGGAUUUAUAAAAAAUCAAGAAUUAUAUGGAACUCUUAUUCAGACACAACCUCUUAACCCAAUGAUCGGUCCAUCAUCACUGGUUAGUGUUGCAAUUCAAGGAGAAUUUGAUUAUCAAUUUGAGUGUCCUUCAAAUGUGGGAGGGCAAUUUGUUGUUCAACAAUGUCCAUUAAAAACGGCAUGUGGAUUUGAUGGAAGAGGAUUUAGAAACGAGGUUCCAGAUCAAUGGUUUAGAUUUAUCACACCAGUAUUUCUUCAUGCAGGUCUUAUCCAUUUCCUUUUCAAUAUGCUUUUUCAAUUAAGAACAGGCAUUUCAAUAGAAAGGGAUAUUGGAUGGUGGAGAUAUAGCAUUAUAUAUAUGGCAAGUGGCAUAUUUGGAUUUGUAUUUGGUGGUAAUUUCGCCACGCCUACUAUUCCUUCUAUGGGAGCAUCAGGCUCACUCUUUGGCAUUAUUGGGAUUUUAUUAUUAGACACGCUUCAAAAUUGGAAGUUAAUGAAAAAUCCAUGUUUGGAACUUACAAAGUUGAUGUUGAUGAUAUUGUUUUCAUUUUUGAUAGGUCUUUUGCCAGGUUUAGAUAAUUUUUCACAUAUAGGAGGAUUUAUUAUGGGUAUAUUAACUGGAAUGAUUUUAUUGCCGACUAUUAAAUUUUCCAAAUUUCAUAAAUGGACAACGUGGAUUCUAAGAAUUGUAGCAAUCCCGGCAGUGGUAUUAUUGUUUUUCUUCUUGAUCAAAAAUUUCUAUACAAGUGACCCAAGGGAUAAAUGUCCAUGGUGUAAAUAUCUUGGUUGUUUGCCUGUAUUUGGAUGGUGUGAUAUCACUGGAAUAAAACAAUAG
Molecule: messenger RNA, 1542 nt
Organism: Entrophospora sp. SA101
Lineage: Eukaryota; Fungi; Glomeromycota; Glomeromycetes; Entrophosporales; Entrophosporaceae
Source: the annotation of a GenBank genome assembly